Naegleria gruberi is the source of this 1722-nucleotide messenger RNA. RefSeq lists its product as uncharacterized. The record is from RefSeq and is a predicted model, not a curated record. NCBI's taxonomy places the organism in Eukaryota, Heterolobosea, Eutetramitea, Acrasida, Naegleriidae. The coding region runs from base 1 to 1722 and encodes 573 amino acids. The transcript has a single exon.
AUGAAGAAACGAAAACAAUCAACCUUGUUCUCGGCAAAUCAAUCGACAACACCCAAUAAGAAGAAGAAUAAAUCCAUUACUUCUCAAUCCCCUGCCUUUGAUAAUGUUGUGGUUGAUCUGAUUGAUAGUAGCGAUGAUGAUGAAGAAGAAAUUGUUUCACCUUCUCCUCCGAUGAGAACAAAUCAAAUCAUUGAAAUUAUGGAUGAGAAUGAUGAGAGAUGUAAAUUUACAAUUCAUAUUGAAAAUAAGACCAUUCAGAGUAUUAAAUUGGAUACCAGCAAGGCAAAGAUUGUAAAACAGAAAACCAUUACAAACUAUUUUAAAAAAUCAGUCAAGUUGGAAAAGUCAACUUUUAAUUCAUAUCUUGUGGAGGCUCCUUCUAAGGAUUGGUUUGAAAAGAGGAGGAAUGUUUUGGAAAUAAGGGAUGUGGAAUCUAAUUUUAAGAGUACUGAUGGUGGUCCACUAGUACCAGUUUUUCAAGUCAUUGGAAAUAACAGCUCAACUGUGAAUAUUAGAUCGAGUGAUAGAAAGUUGACAUUUAAAUUGGAUACUCUGAUUGAAUGUGGUGAUAAUUCAAUUUAUCAUCAUGUAACUGUGCCAAUCCAAAAUAAGAAGACACACUCUGUUUGUGUUUCGAAUAAUUUAUCCAAUAAUAGUGAGAAGAAGAUAAUACCAAAAUUAUCCCUUUCUUUCCUUAAAUCACUGCUCCAGAAGAAUACUCGUUUGGGGAGAGCAGAAUCGUGCGUCAGAAUAGCAUCCCUCAUGAUUUACAAAUAUUCAUUCUUGGAAUUUCUGAGAAGGAUACAGAUUAUCAUUGUGGAAGAUUGUCUAAUGCAUCCGUGUGCUCAUUUGAUUACUUGGUUAAUGAUUAAUUAUGGAAGUAAGGAAGCAACUACACCACAAUUGGAUAAUAACUUUUCCACAGCAAUUAUACCAAAGAUAUUUAUUGAUGCAUGUUUACAAAUUGUUUAUGAUAUUGCCAAGGUAAAUUAUAGAGAGGAUUUGUCAAAUUGUGAAAUGUUUAUUUCACAAGAUGAAAUGAAUGCCUUGUUUGGAAGCAAAUCUGCUCAAUUUUCAGAAUUUGAAGAAGAUUUGUGUAGAUCCCUAUUUAUUAGAUCAUGUUUUGGAGGAAUGAAGGGUGAUAUUGUACUUUUACAUAGUCAAUGCAGUCUAUGGCUUUACAGGUUUUCAAAUAGAGUUUCUCAGCCACCAAAUGAGAAUUCAAAAGAAUACAACAUACCUGAAAUAUUCCAAAGCAUGCUUAAUCCUGCAAUUGAAUAUGGUUCACCAUGGUUCAAGUAUUUAUGUUCGUUGUACUAUUCAGAGAAGAGAGAUUUGAACUUUCUUGUAUCCUUCCUAAAAUCAAAACCUAGUGUGGAUUUGUUAUGUGAGGAUAUUGUACUUUCAGCCGUUGAUUUUCAUUGCUUUCCAGUUCUAUUAGGGAAGUGUUUGGAAAAAUUUAGAGAGCUAUCCCCAAAUUCUGAUAUACAAGACCAACUAUUAAUGGAUGCCCUUAAAAAGAUUAUUUGGCAUAAGGCAUCAAAGCUCAACAUUCGAACAUUUAUUGCAACCCUUCCAAAGGAAGAACCGUUCGAAGAUACUGAUUGGUAUUCAAUGGAAUGGGAUAAAUCUCUUGAUCCAUUUGAGGAGGAAAUUUUCCAAGUGAUAGAACCUCAUUUAAGGGAGAUAGAGGCUGAUACAUUCAGACAGCAAUGUUUAUAA